This is a messenger RNA of Aspergillus homomorphus CBS 101889, 657 nucleotides long. RefSeq lists its product as uncharacterized. Lineage: Eukaryota; Fungi; Ascomycota; Eurotiomycetes; Eurotiales; Aspergillaceae. The record is from RefSeq and is a predicted model, not a curated record. The transcript has 3 exons. Bases 1 to 657 code for a protein of 218 amino acids.
AUGCUCUCUCCCUGGAUUGAAUGUCAUUGCAGGCUGCUGCGGGCUGCAGCUCUAGUUGCACGGAUUCAGGAUCAGUCCAUCGGAUGGGAUGGAGGGUCAAAAGUACGGAAGCACAAAGCCAAGAGGCACCGUUACUCGGUGGCUGAUCCUAGGCAGCUCGUGUUGACCCGGGAUCUGUGCGACACAAGGCCAAAAAGUGAAAUAGAGAAUUCGUCCUGCACGAAACCGAUGGCGAACGGGAAGGGGGAGAUCAGGGUCAGCAGUCCAAAGUCCGGUGGAGGGGUAGGAGGGCACGUAUCCCAGUUCUCCUACCAACGGCCAGUAUAUAGACCGCAGCACCCUGAGAGGAAAGGCCCUCCUGAAGAUGGCACUAAGACAGAACUCACGCAAUGCUUGCUGUCGGAGGUAGCCCUCAUCUUCCUGACUGCGGAGACAGCACCACCGUUUCGUGAGGGAAGACUGAGGCCCUGUCUCGAGACGCUCUUGCCAAUCUGCUCAACCAUAUGCGCCUACGCCCCCAUCGCAGGCGCAGGCAGGCAGGCAGGCAAGCAGGCAAGCAAGCACAAAAGACGGGCAUUUGCCAAUGCUAGCAUCAACUUUGAGAAUCUCUUAACCUACCACGGGUUCCUACGUCCUGUUCUCGAGCGGAGAACAUAG